CCGCCGCUUUUCUCCUUCAUCAUUUCCUCAAGCGCUCUCUCUCCCCUCACUAUUCGAAUGUUGUCAUUUUCUUCUCUUUCGCUCACCCCUUCUCUCACUACGAUCGCAUCCUCAGAAAACUCGUACUCUCUCUCUCACUAGAUAUAUAUAUCUCUAUGUAUUGUGUUUAUUCUUGGUAUACAUUUUUCAAUAAUUGAAGCGUGUUCUGUAAAAUGCUGGAAUUUUGUUGGUUCGAAAAAUAUGACACUGCUAACUAAACUACCAUAUGAGUUUUAUAUACUCGUUUUAUUUAUUGUUGUUGUUUAGUUGAAGUAACUUGUUCAAGGAUUGAAUCAGGGUAGUAUAUUUGAUAAUUUAUCCUUAAUUUUAGGGUUUUGUUGAUUUGAGUGUCUUGGGGAAAAAGGAUUAUGGAUUAUUUGGGGUGAUUGGGAGUGGGGUCAUUCGAUUUUAUUCCCUCGGUUGGAGUCGACGAUUGAAGGCAUAAAGAACGUUUUGGAUUCUCCCAAUCGACUAUUUUUCUUUUUUUCAGAUUCGUGUGUUUGUUGAUGAUGUUGUGGACAGCUUCACAACAGGUGUUACCAAAAUUGGGGACUACGAACUUCAUGUGUUAUUGGAGUAAGUUGUUUUUGUUUUUGCUUUUUGUAUUAAGGAUUCAUUUUGCCUAAUGGUAAUUGUAAAGUAUUUUAUUUGUUUAAUCUUGUGCAGUAAUAUGACUUUUGGUGUAAUUAUACGUGUGAAAAGUGAAGCAUUUCAGGUGCUCAAGGGAGUUACUGACAGGCCUGAAGUUUCCCUUGUCAAAUUAAGAGAGAUAAAGUGCAAGAUCGAUCGGAAAAAUAAUGUCCAAGAUCGGGUUAAGAAUACAGUAUCUGUGAAUGAUGUUGUUAGGAUUAUCGAGGGACCUUGCAGAGGAAAACAAGGUCCAGUUGAACACAUAUACAAGGGUGUUCUAUUUAUCUAUGACCGCCACCACCUUCAGCAUGCUGGUUUUAUUUGUGCCAAGUCUCAGUCUUGUGUUGCAGUAGUAAAAGAAAUAGUGCCUUUGGUCAUGGCAAUGAAGAUAAAUGGACUGGUAGAUAUACACUUCCUUUUCCUCAUGAACAAUCAUUUUGACCAUGCUGAUAUAGAUUUUAGUUUCGAUACCGCCAACUGA
Molecule: messenger RNA, 1150 nt
Organism: Cannabis sativa
Lineage: Eukaryota; Viridiplantae; Streptophyta; Magnoliopsida; Rosales; Cannabaceae
Product: putative transcription elongation factor SPT5 homolog 1
Exons: 3
Coding region: 665-1150 (161 amino acids)
Biological process (GO): regulation of transcription by RNA polymerase II; translation; transcription elongation by RNA polymerase II
Cellular component (GO): DSIF complex; ribosome
Molecular function (GO): mRNA binding; structural constituent of ribosome
Source: RefSeq, a predicted model, not a curated record